Messenger RNA from Miscanthus lutarioriparius, 1599 nucleotides. The record is from the annotation of a GenBank genome assembly. NCBI's taxonomy places the organism in Eukaryota, Viridiplantae, Streptophyta, Magnoliopsida, Poales, Poaceae.
AUGGCGGCGGCGAACGGCCCAUCACCUGGGAGGUUGGCUUCGGUUUACAGCGAGGUGCAGACGAGCCGCCUCCAUCACGCGCUCCGGCUCCCCUCCGUCCUCUGCUCCCAAUUCUCCCUCGUCGAUGGGCUUCCCAGCUCAGCCACCGGAAACCCAGAUGAGAUCGCGAAGCUGUUCCCUAACUUGUUUGGGCAGCCGUCGGCAACAUUGGUGCUGCCCAAAGAGGCAGUGGAGGGGAAGGCGCUGAAGGUCGGGGUGGUGCUCUCUGGUGGACAAGCACCCGGUGGGCACAAUGUGAUCUGCGGUAUCUUCGAUGUCUUGCAGGAACACGCAAAGGGAAGCACAAUGUAUGGAUUCAAAGGAGGCCGGGCAGGGGUGAUGAAGUGCAAGUAUGUCGAACUCAAUACCGAUUUCGUCUACCCCUACAGAAACCAGGGUGGAUUUGAUAUGAUCUGUAGUGGAAGGGAUAAGAUCGAGACAGUACACCAGAGCAGCAUUUUUCAACUAUGGCUAAAAUACUGCCCUUGUGGGGUCAUCCAGUUUAAGCAAGCCGAAGAUACAACCAACGAACUUGAGUUGGACGGACUUGUUGUUAUUGGAGGCGACGAUUCAAAUACUAAUGCUUGCCUUAUUGCUGAAUACUUCAGGGGAAAGAACCUGAAGACUCGUGUUAUUGGGUGUCCAAAGACAAUUGACGGAGAUCUAAAAUGCCAUGAGGUCCCAACAAGUUUUGGAUUUGACACCACUUGCAAGAUAUACUCUGAAAUGAUUGGAAACGUGAUGACUGAUGCACGAUCGUCUGGGAAAUACUACCAUUUUUGUGCCUUACAAACACACCCAAACAUUGUUCUUAUCGGGGAAGAGGUUGCUGCAAAGAAGCAGACUCUCAAAAACGUUACGGACUACAUUACUGAUAUUGUCUGUAAGCGUGCUGAACUUGGUUACAACUAUGGUGUCAUCCUUAUACCGGAGGGUUUGAUUGAUUUCAUACCCGAGGUUCAGAAACUUAUCGCCGAGUUAAAUGAAAUUUUGGCACAUGAUAUUGUUGACAAAGCAGGUGUUUGGAAAAAUAAACUUGAACAAGAAUCCAAGAAACUGUUUGAAUUUUUACCUCCAUCCAUCCAGGAGCAACUUUUGCUGGAAAGAGAUCCACAUGGAAACGUUCAAGUUGCAAAAAUUGAAACAGAGAAAAUGCUUACUGCAAUGGUUGAAACGGAAUUAGAGAGAAGAAAAGCUGAAGGAAAGUACAAGGGCGGUUUCAUUGGUCAAUCCCACUUCUUUGGGUUAUGGUGCUGGGGCUCUUCUCUAGUGUGGGAAGACGGGGUUGGUAACCUUGCUGCCCCUGUGUCCGAAUGGACCGCCGGGGGAACUGCAUUGACAUCAUUGAUGGAUGUUGAGAGGAGACAUGGCAAGUUCAAACCAGUAAUCAAGAAAGCAAUGGUAGAACUUGAAGGUGCACCAUUUAAGAAAUUUGCAUCCCUGCGAGAUGAAUGGGCCAUCAAUAAUCGAUACAUUAGCCCUGGACCCAUCCAGUUUAUUGGCUCCGGAGCAGACGCUGUCACCCACACCUUGCUACUGGAACUUGGUGUUCAAGCCUGA